Messenger RNA from Leptopilina boulardi, 2069 nucleotides. RefSeq names its product leukocyte elastase inhibitor-like. The transcript is spliced from 7 exons. Bases 159 to 1901 code for a protein of 580 amino acids. Lineage: Eukaryota; Metazoa; Arthropoda; Insecta; Hymenoptera; Figitidae. Gene Ontology annotation, molecular function: serine-type endopeptidase inhibitor activity. The record is from RefSeq and is a predicted model, not a curated record.
ACUAACAAGAGAGAGAAAAAGAGAAAAUGAGUAGGGGAGAUAGCAUCAAUGUGAGCAAUGGAGGGGCAUAUCCUCUUGAAUAUUUGUAGUGAUUUGUUAAAAUUGUGAGAGUUCACUGAAGAUCUUUAUAGCUAAAAAAAAACAAAAAACUAAUCAAUAUGAAACAAGUUAUUGUUAUUUUUUGUGCUAUAAUUUCCAGUAGAGCUCAGAUUUUAAUAUAUCCAGAUCAGCAGUAUGACAAAAUUUCAAAGCCAGUAGAAAAUCUUUUUGGUACUUCGCCUGAAAAUAAAUCGCCAGCUUUACAUGAUAUUUUUCCUCAAUAUUGGAGUGAUCAUGUAACGAAUAUUAUAUCAAGAGGAAUAACAAAAUUUGCCUUGGAUAUGGAUGAUGCAAUUUAUAAAAACAGCAAUAGUGCAAGCAAAAAAAGAGAAAAUAUUGUUUUUUCACCACUUAGUUUAGCGGGAACAAUGGCAAUUGUUCUUUUAGCAUCAGGUGGACAUACAUUUGAUGAGGUUGCCAAAAUUCUUGGUCUAGAAUCAGGUGUCGAUGUUUCUGGCCAUUCAGAAGUGGUCCACGAGAUGUUUGGACUCUUAAUUGGUAUGGUUGGUAGAAAUAAAAACAAUCCUGGUCCUCAAGCAACUUAUGCAAAUGGUAUUUUUAUUCAGGAAGGAUAUCCAAUUCGACCUGAAUUUAGAGCAAUUAAUCAGAAAGUAUAUAAAAGUGAAAUAAUAAAUGUAGAUUUUCAUAAUCAUGGUGAGGAAGCUAAAGAAAUAGUAAAUAACUGGGUUAAUAGUAGAACGAAGGGUAAAAUAACAAAAAUUUUAUCAUCUAUACCAAAUCCAGAAACAGAUGUUAUACUUGCAUCAGCUUUAUAUUUUAAUGGAGAAUGGGACCAAUAUUUCAUAGACUCUGCUACUAUGAGAAAACCAUUUACCAUCGAGCCGGGUGAAACUGUAACAGUUGACAUGAUGUACAAUGGAGCUGAUUUUCCAUUUUAUGAAGACAAAAAAUUAGGAGUAAAAAUACUCGGUUUGCCAUAUAAAGGAUUGGAGGUGACAAUGUACGUUUUGCUUCCAAAUAGACCUGGUGCAACAGCAUUAAAAGAAUUUGAAAGAAAUUUAGAUCCAAAUAUUUUGGAGAAUUUAAUAAACAAUGUAAAAAAUCAAACAUGCAUUGUUGGUUUUCCAAAAAUGAAACUCUCAAGUAGUUUAAGUUUAAAACGUGCCUUUCAAUCAUUAGGUUUAAUAACAUUAUUUGAUCCAAGAAAAGCUGAUUUAAGUCUCCUUUCAGCGGGAUUAAAUAAUUCAAUUUCAAAAAAAAAUAUUGAUGACGAUCUUAAAUCACAAUUACCUAAACCACAAGAUGGAUUUUAUUUUCCACCGAGAAUUGGUGAUACUGAUCAAGAUAAUAAAACAACAGACAAUGGAAAUUUAAAGAGGAAAUAUUACUUUAGAUAUGAAGAUAUGCUUAGAGGUUAUUCUGUUGAACAAUGGGAUAAUGGAUUUAAUAUUAAAAGAAAUCGUCGAUCGACAAAUGAUGAAUUUAAAUCAAUCAAGAAUAUGAAUAAACGAAAAAAACGACAAAAUAGACCAAUUGAUCAAGAUUUUCUUAAUUUUCUUAAUUCACAAAAUCUACCAAGUUUUGGAUUAGAUUCAUUGAGAAAUAGUAAAAAUAUACAAAAUCCUGGAUUAUAUGCUGAGGAUAUUUUACAUAGAGUGGAAAUUGAUAUUAAUGAAAAAGGAACAGAAGCUGCGGCAGCAACUGCUGUUGCAAUAGAAAGAACUGGUAGUCAAAGACAUUUUGUUGCAAAUCGACCAUUUUUAUUUUUUAUAAGGCAUGAUUUUAGUAAAUUAAUAUGGUUUUGGGGUACCGUUAAUUCACCAACACCAAAUUUUAGAUAAAAUUCAUAUUUCAUUCAAAUAAUCGAUUAUUAUCAAAUAUUUACUACAUUAAUAUUUAUUUGAAAUUAAAUUUUAUUUAUUUGAAAACAAAUAUUAUUUAAUUAACUUAAUAAUUAUUUAAAAAUAAAAUAUUUGAUAAUAGUCAAUUGUUUGAAUGAAAUAAAUUUU